Molecule: messenger RNA, 1692 nt
Organism: Monopterus albus (swamp eel)
Lineage: Eukaryota; Metazoa; Chordata; Actinopteri; Synbranchiformes; Synbranchidae
Gene: ppil4
Product: peptidylprolyl isomerase (cyclophilin)-like 4
Exons: 13
Coding region: 16-1440 (474 amino acids)
Biological process (GO): protein peptidyl-prolyl isomerization
Cellular component (GO): nucleus
Molecular function (GO): peptidyl-prolyl cis-trans isomerase activity; RNA binding
Source: RefSeq, a predicted model, not a curated record
AUCACGAACGUCAGCAUGGCAGUGCUCCUUGAAACGACUCUGGGUGAUAUUGUAAUUGAUUUGUUUACAGACGAAAGGCCUAAAACUUGCCUAAACUUUCUGAAAUUAUGCAAGAUAAAGUACUAUAAUUAUUGCCUCAUCCACAAUGUUCAGAGAGAUUUUAUUGUGCAGACUGGAGAUCCCACUGGAACUGGCCGUGGUGGAGAAUCUGUCUAUAGUAAACUCUAUGGGGACCAGGCACGCUUUUUUGAUGCAGAGAAAACGCCACGCAUCAAACACAGAAAGAAGGGCACUGUGUCCAUGGUGAAUAAUGGAAGUGAUCAGCAUGGUUCUCAGUUCCUGAUUACCACAGGUGAGAACGUGGACUACCUGGAUGGAGUCCAUACUGUGUUUGGGGAAGUUACAGAAGGCAUGGAUGUCUUGGCCAAAAUCAAUGAGACCUUUGUUGACAAGGACUUUAUUCCAUUUCAAGAUAUCAGGAUAAACCACACAGUAAUCCUGGAAGACCCGUUUGAUGAUCCUCCUGACCUGGCAGUCCCCGAUCGAUCGCCUGAACCCACCAAGGAGCAGCUAGAUAGUGGCAGAAUUGGAGCAGAUGAAGUGAUUGACGAUACAGAUGGAAAAGGAGCAGAAGAGCUGGAGGAGAGGCUGAAAGAGAAAGAUGCCAAGACGCAGGCCAUUCUGCUGGAGAUGGUGGGUGACCUCCCUGAUGCAGAGGUGAAGCCUCCAGAGAACGUGUUAUUUGUGUGCAAACUGAACCCGGUGACCACAGAUGAGGACCUGGAAAUUAUCUUCUCCCGCUUUGGGUCCAUCAAAAGCUGUGAGAUCAUCAGAGACUGGAAAAGUGGAGACUCCCUCUGUUACGCAUUCAUUGAGUUUGAAAAGCAGGAGGACUGUGAAAAGGCCUAUUUCAAAAUGGACAAUGUGCUCAUUGAUGAUCGACGUAUUCAUGUGGACUUCAGCCAGUCAGUCGCAAAGAUCAAAUGGAAAGGGAAAGGGGGGAAGUAUACUAAAGAGGACUUCAAAGCCUAUGAGAAGGAUGUGGAGAAGCAAUCCAAACUGGCUCUCAAGGAUCAAGUGAAGCCUAAACAAGAUUCCAAGUAUGACCUGCUAAUCGAUGAAGAAGAGGAGGCAACAAGCCAUCGUCCAUCUGAGAAAAAGCACAAGGACAAGAGGCACCGUCAUCAUUCAGAUGACGAAGGCAGCAGGAAGUCCAAAAAGCACAAAGACAGCGAGGAGAGCAGGCGAGAUAGAAAAAUUGGCCACCAGCGGUCUCAUUCCCGCUCACGUUCCCGCUCCAGAGACAGGGACCACAAACACGGCAAGUUCCGGGUCAAACAUGGAAAAGAGGGGCACGAUAAAGGCCACAGCCACAAGGACAGGAGCCGCAGCCGGUCCCCAAAGAAGUCCAAGGAUAAGGAAAGGAGCAGAUACAGAUGAGGAAAGAAAUGAGGUUCAAUUUGUUCUUACUGAAUAUGAUGGUGACAGAGGAAAAUGGAGCUACAGCUCCUGAACUGUAUUCAACAUGAAUAAUAUGGCAUCUAAAUGCCUAAACUACUGCCUUCCUUUAAAAUCACUGAUCCUGACUUUAAACAAAUAAGAUUGACAUCUUUGUCUCAUUGUCUUCAACAACAAAAUGUUUUGACACAUGCUUUUUGUAUGUACUGUAUAUUAAAAUGCCACAUAAUGUGA